Molecule: messenger RNA, 2207 nt
Organism: Batrachochytrium dendrobatidis JAM81
Lineage: Eukaryota; Fungi; Chytridiomycota; Chytridiomycetes; Rhizophydiales
Exons: 12
Coding region: 11-2053 (680 amino acids)
Biological process (GO): pentose-phosphate shunt
Cellular component (GO): cytosol; nucleus
Molecular function (GO): transketolase activity
Source: RefSeq, a predicted model, not a curated record
CAUUUCCACUAUGCCUUCUACCAUGGACAUUCUUGCAAUCAAUACAAUCAGAACUCUUGCUGCUGAUGUAGUUCAAAAAGCAAAUUCAGGACAUCCAGGCGCUCCCAUGGGUUGUGCUCCAAUGGCUCAUGUUUUGUUUUCAAACUUUAUUUGUCAAGAUCCACAACAUCCUGACUGGAUCUCUCGUGAUCGGUUUGUUCUCUCUAAUGGCCAUGGAUGUGUUCUGCAGUACAUUAUGCUGCACAUGCUGGGUUACAAUCUCUCCAUGGACGAUCUCAAGUCUUUCCGUCAACUCAACUCAAGAACUCCUGGUCAUCCCGAGGCCAAUCACGGCGUGCAUGGCAUCGAGGUUUCUACUGGUCCUCUGGGUCAGGGUAUCUCCAAUGCCGUUGGUCUUGCCAUGGCAGAAGCUCAUAUGGCUGCUACGUUCAACCGUCCUGGCUUUCAGGUGAUUAGCAACUACACUUAUGGUAUUACUGGUGAUGGUUGUCUGCAAGAAGGUGUCCAGGCUGAGGCCGUAUCGCUUGCUGGCCAUUUGAAGCUUGGAAACCUCAUUAUGCUUUAUGAUGACAAUCAUAUCACCAUCGAUGGUGAUAUCGAGGUAGGCUUCACGGAAGACGUUGUUCAACGUUUCGAGUCUUACGGAUGGCAUACUCAGGUUCUUGGGGAUGGCGAUAAUGAUGUAGCUGGAAUUAUUGCUGCUAUUCAAAAGGCCAAGGCUGUCACUGAUAAACCUUCUCUCAUCAAGAUCCGUACCACUAUUGGGUUUGGAUCUGUUCUUCAGGGUGAGGAAAAGGUUCACGGUUCUCCACUCGGUGCAAAGGAUAUUAUUCAGCUCAAGAUCAAGUUUGGACUCGAUCCCGAAGUCCAUUUUCACGUUUCUGACGAGGUGUAUAAGCACUAUCAUGAUGCAUCGGCUCGCGGUGCUGCUGGCUACAAUGCAUGGGUUAAACUUAUGCAAGAAUAUGCUGUCGCCCAUCCAGAUCUGGCUAGUGAACUCAAUCGUCGUUUGAAUAAUGAACUUCCUACUGGAUGGAAAGAUCUUCUUCCCAAGUACACUCCUGCUGAUCCUGCAGUUGCCACUCGUAAACUUUCUGAAAAUGUCCUCAACAAAAUUGCUCUCUCUAUUCCCGAACUUGUUGGUGGAUCAGCUGAUUUAACUGGAUCCAAUCUUACUCGUUGGAAGGGUGCUGUUGACUUUCAGCCAGAUGUUUCUGGCUUGGGAUCGUAUGCUGGUCGUUACAUUCGAUUUGGCGUUCGCGAGCACGGCAUGGCUGCCAUCUGCAACGGCAUGAACGCCUAUGGUGGCAUUAUUCCUUUUGGUGCUACAUUCUUCAACUUUAUCAGCUAUGCCCUCGGUGCUGUUCGUUUGUCUGCCCUCUCUAAACAUCAGGUCAUCUACAUUAUGACCCACGACUCUAUUGGUCUUGGUGAAGAUGGUCCCACUCAUCAGCCCAUCGAGACACUUGCGAGUUUGCGUGCACUUCCCAACCUCAUCACCCUUCGUCCUGCCGAUGGUAAUGAAACUUCUGGUGCCUACGUUGCUGCUCUUGAAAAUCGUCAUCGUCCCUCGGUUUUGAUUUUCACUCGUCAGAAUCUUCCUCAGCUUGAAGGCUCGACCGUUGAAAAAACUCUCAAGGGUGCAUACGUGCUUAGUGAAUCUGCAAAUGCCAAAAUCACCCUUGUUGGCACUGGAUCCGAGGUUUCUCUUGCUGUGGAUACUGCUGCCAUGCUUGCCAAGGAGGGAAUCCAGGCUCGUGUUGUUUCUAUGCCGUCCUGGGAGCUCUUUGAAGAUCAAAGUCACGAAUAUCGUGCCUCUGUUUUCCUUGAUAAUAUUCCUACACUUAGUAUGGAAGCCAUGACUACCUUGGGAUGGAGCAAAUAUGCUCAUGCUUCGUGUGGUAUUGAUACGUUUGGUGCCUCUGCUCCAUACUUGCUUUUGUACAAAAAGUUUGGCUUGGUGCCUGAAGCUGUUUCCGAAAAGGCCAAAAAGGUUAUUGAAUACUACAAGACUCGCACUCCUGAAAGCAAGAUGAGCCCUGCUCUUUUCUAAUCUCAUCAUAGGUUGUUUUUGAUGAUGGUUUUAAGCUUCAGCAUUGUCGCUGAUUUUUAUUUUCACUUCAGUUCUAUUCAUCUCUCAUUUUAUGGAAUGUGGAAUGUGGGCAUUUCAAUGAAAUAAACAGUCAUUCAACUUUUACUCAAAGAAA